AUGCGGAGCCCUCAAGAAUACGGGGACAUGAGCCCCCUGACACGCUCACGGAGUGUGAGCAUAUCCAGCGAUGUCUCACCAAAGUCUAUAUUGUCUUCUCCACCACUGGUCGAUCCUAGCCCAGCCUUCAUUGCUGCCUCAUCUGCCUCUCAGAUUGUUAGCGUCGAUAUGGAACAAAAUGAAGUCAUCCCCUACGACGGAGAAGAAGGAUGCAUUAAUUCCAACAGUCUUGCGCUUUUGAAUGGGUUUCUCGACUACUUGCUGUUCAGCUUUCUGGCCUCGGCCAAAUCAACCCAAUUGAGCGCACUCCGUCCCGCCAUUGCCGACGUAUUAAAGCCACGAUUAGCGAAAGAGGUGGUAGCCGCUGCGGACGAAGAGCUAGGUGAAUACAUGGGUGAUGGCGAAGAAGACGAGCUGCAAGAAUUCCGAGGCGGUCGUGCACCACACGGCGAAUUCGAUCUGGUCCGAGCGUGGAAAUUAGCUCGUUUGAGAUGUAUGGUGUAUACCCGAUUAGGUGAUUUGGAAGAGGAGGAAGAAGAUGAAUAUAUCGCCAGGGAAGGCUUGGAUGAAACAGGCGGCGCACCACGACGGUUCUCUGGUCAUGCCGGAAAUAUCACACCAGCUGCUGCCAUUUUCUUGACAUCAAUCAUUGAGUAUUUGGGAGAGCAUGCGCUGGUUAUUGCGGCUGAAAACGCCCGCAACAGGGUGUUCGCAGCGGCAAGACUUGCUUCUAAAUUAGCAAACGCCGAGAUGAACAGCCAGAAAACGAUGGUCGAGGAGAGUGAUAUGGAGAAAUUGGCUCUAAACACCACGUUGGGUCGGCUGUGGAGAACUUGGAAAAAGGGCAUCCGCACGCCAACAUUGUCGAGAUCCUUUUCUAGAGAGUCUUUCAUCAGACGAAGCACUACCCCGAGUAGCAAAAAUGUCCUUGCUAACUUGGAGGAUAUCUAUGGCCGGGAUUCGAGACUGGAGGAUCCCGUGGAAGAGGAAGAAAGCCGGCCCAAAUCGGUUGAUCCAGCAAACAUCGCAUUGCCUAUGAAUGGCAAGGACAUUGACGAAAUCGAGGUACCUGGACUGUGGGUAGAUGUAGAGGAAGCCGAAACCAUGCAAGCUGCUAUUGCUCAGAAAAUGCGCCCGCGAAGUCUGCUAGUCUCUCGCUCUGGGUUAAUAACACCUACUUCUCCACACAGCUCUGCUGGGACAUGGCCAGCCACCAACUCACCCAAACACAACCGUUCACAGUCUGUUCCUGUUCAAGUCGAAAUUUUCAAACAGAGCGACCGUUCGCUGCCGCGUGAAUCGCCACCGUUAGAAACAGUGGCCGAGCAGGAGGUGACUGAGCCAGUUGUAACCACGGAGCCUGCUCCCAAAGAUAAGGACGUAACAAGUUCAAGUCCAAAGGAGGAGGAGGAGGACUUUACACGAGACAAGUCAGAACCCCUUGCUAGCGUCCAGCACACGGCUAGCAUUGACGAUACUACUCAAUCCGAUCAAGAUCGUCGUGCUUCGGGAGAUGAGGUUGUUGAAGGGCAAGGAACUUAUCAGAGACCUAAACUCAACAGUUUUUCAAUGCAAAGACCAAAAAGAAAACAAUCUAAAGACACGGCGAAAAAAGAGGACUCCGGCACUUGUGUGGUUGAAGAUCGAUCUAUCUCCACAGACUAUCGUGACGAUCAUGAGCCAUCGAUGCAAGGGGGUGAAAUCGGUCCUGACGUUAAAUCCGCUCCGACACAGCAAAAUGGUACCCAUAUGAAUGGUGUGUCGUCUUAUGAACAGAAAAUUCAACCCACCCCACACGCCAUAGCGCCUACUUCUUAUCCACGUCAACUCGAAUCAGACAAACAGGCAAUUCUCGAAGAAAAUAUUAAUCCUCCACACCACUCCCCCAACGCAAGUCGAUACGCAUCUUCCUUGUAUACAGAGAGCAUCGGAGCUCCUCACUCCACCUCGGACGAUAGCGAGGGAAGUGUUUAUCGAUCAAUACCUUCUCGCGCUGCAUCGCACGCGGCUUCGAUCCGGAGUCAACCACGUCAGGACGAUCAAUUUACCGGUCGUGAGCGGGCUACAGUUCAACGUGUAUAUGUACCAUCUACCACGUCGCAAGCUUCCAUCAAAUCUCGUCGGUCUACGAGCAUCAGCGAGAAGCGGCCUCUUACAUCUGGUUCGGGGGCAUCGAACGUGUCCAACAAGUUGAAGGUUCUUAUCGGCCGUCAUCCUGCGGAAACCGACGUGCCCUUGCCUGCUCCACCUCGCAGGUCUUCUGAUGCCAGUAGAUUUGCUGUUAAUGAGGAUGUGGAUGAAGCUGCUCUAGACGAGCUUAUCAAAAGUGACGAGACGAUACGAUUCACAUUGACUCCCCGUACUAUGCGAGAGAUAGAAUUGCCUGGAUCUCCUCGUUGGAAUACCGCCCGCAACGACGUCCACAAGGACCGUACUGAUACAUCUGACCUGGCCACUUUCUUUAGGACGACCGCUCCACCCGGACAGCCAUCUUCAUCGGCCCGUUUCACGGCAGAACGAGAGCCUCCAGUACCUCCCGCAAAACGCAAUCCUCCAUCAUUGGCAGAGACUUCAAGAUCUCAUUCAGCAAUUGACGCGGUUUCUGAAAGGUCGAGCCCUACAAGCUUACAUUCGACAGCUAGUCCCGUCAGUCGAACCUCAAGUCGGGCCAAAGUAGCUAUGCAGCAAGCUCGUGAAGCCCGAGUGGGUGGUGAUUCUGUCCGGGAUUUCGCCCAGUUUAUUCGUGCAACUGGUCCCCGACCAGAUAUGGCCCCUAAUGGUCAUGUUCGAGAUGGUUCGGACUCGGUGAUCAGUUCAUCCAGACCUGCCACAGCCCAGUCUAUGUCAUCGCGGACAACAGCUAAGCCCAGGAAUUCGGUCAACUCGCUCAAGAAAAAGGGACCGCGACUUCAAGCUCGUGAACCAGCUGGCCACAAUAGCAGCGAAACCUCGGAUUUGAUUGAUUUUAUUAGAGAAGGCCCUCCAGGCGCAUCUAGUCAUCGCAUUCCGCGUACGGUGGCCCCGUUCAGGAAUACCAUGGAUUCAGAAGAUCUUGCAAUGAUUGAAGCAGCCCGUGAUAACGACGAUACCAGAGUAACACCGUCUCUUGCAAGUACCGGUGCCGAAUCAAUAUCUAGUUCUCGUGCCCCCCUUAUUUCAAAACCCGGUCCCUCCGAUGCGCCGCCUAUCCCAAGACGAAAGCGUCGUGGCCCACGAGAUCCGUACGCCAUUGACGUUUCUGAUGAGGAAGACGAGGAAGAAUUCUCGGAACCUAUUGUAGUGUCGAAGCCACCACGAGCGGAAGAAAGUUUGUUGGACUUUUUGAACUCCGUUCCACCACCCGUCGCCCACAAGGCUCCCGAACCGUUCAUUCUUACUUCGUAUCCAGUGCCUCCUAAGUCUUCUUCUGGACCGAGCAUCUCCAGCAUGACGAAUCGGUUCAGACGAAAUACUGCCUCCGAUAAGAGCCCCACGACAAAGAAAUCAAUGCCCUCGAUGCGGUCGCCCAAGACAGUCACCAAGCCACAAAUAGGCUCACCAAUGACACAAUCGAAUGGGUUUUCUACAAACAACUCUGGCUACUCAGCCCAACUCAGUCGCGAGCGGGGACUUGCAUCGCAACCCUCGAUGCCUUCUCUAUCUCGGCCCUCGCGGCAAACCGAGACGAGUGCUCUUGCAGACUUUCUCAAGAAUACCGGUCCGCCCGAGCCUAUCUCCCGUCCUUCUACAAUCAUGUCAGAAGAUAGAAAAGAUUCGACCUUUUCCAAGUUUUUCCGCCGCAAGAGGCUGGAGACUUAG
Messenger RNA from Talaromyces marneffei, 3798 nucleotides. RefSeq lists its product as uncharacterized. The transcript is spliced from 2 exons. The coding region runs from base 1 to 3798 and encodes 1265 amino acids. Lineage: Eukaryota; Fungi; Ascomycota; Eurotiomycetes; Eurotiales; Trichocomaceae. The record is from RefSeq and is a predicted model, not a curated record.